Molecule: messenger RNA, 384 nt
Organism: Fragaria vesca subsp. vesca
Lineage: Eukaryota; Viridiplantae; Streptophyta; Magnoliopsida; Rosales; Rosaceae
Exons: 1
Coding region: 1-384 (127 amino acids)
Biological process (GO): defense response
Source: RefSeq, a predicted model, not a curated record
AUGGACGUCUACGCCGUCGUUUCAAUCUCCGGUGGUGCUGACAUGCAGAGGUUCGUCACACCCGUCCACAAAGGUUGCGGCACCCACCCAAGAUGGAACCACUCCCCCUUCACCUUCACGCUCGAUGACGCCGCUCUUAACCAGAACCUCCUCAGGCUUGAGAUCAUGCUUGUCUCCGACCGAACCCUCAAGGAAACCGAGAUCGGAAAGGUCGUCGUUCCGGUGAGUCAGUUGCUAGAGAUUAGUAGCAGGGACAAUAACGAGCUCCCGUACGUGACCUUUCAGGUUUUAAGGCCCAAAGAAGAACCACCCCAGGGCAAGUUCGGGGAGAAAUUUUGGGCUCCUCUUCCCAAGGCCCAAGAGGAGGUACUCGAGGAGGCCUAG